UUUUCUUCGUUUUUAUCUUUAUAUUUUACAAAAUAUAUCCAUACAUAAUAUAUUUUAUAUAUUCAUUUAAAAACAAGCAUAUUAUUUAUUUACACAUGUAUAUUUUUUACACACACAUACACUGCCUCCUGGCAAGAACAUUUCAGUUCCCAAGUAAAAUUUUAAUAAUGAUAAAAGUGAACACAGAGCAAGUGGUUAGAGCCCGAAUGUCUUACUGACACCCUGACCUCCGUCCAGUUUGUCGGGCAUUGUGGUGCACUGACUUUACUCUGUGUGUGUGUGGAAUGUCUUCCUCCAAGCUCUCAUGGUGCCUUUCCAUUGCCUGCUCCAUAACCUCCUUUAAGACGUGGAGUCUGAGCCCCUCAAGCCAGUAGAAGAUAAACGUGAGACUUGAGAACAUACGGCAUGCAACCCUUAGCGCAAAACCUGUCCAAUAAGUUACGUAACUCUUUUAGUUACUCCAAAGACGUUUCCUUAAGACGGGUGACUGGAAAAUCAAGGCGGGAACUCAAGCUGACUGGACGGGAAGGAAGAGGAUUUGACAACCUGACCUCUGUUCACCUCGCACGACACACUCCUACAGGAACACUGGUCACUGUAAAAAUCACCAACCUGGAAAACUGCUCUGAGGAACGCCUGAAAGCUUUACAGAGAGCGGUGGUUCUGUCUCACUUUUUCCAACACCCCAAUAUCACAACGUACUGGACAGUGUUCACCGUGGGCAGCUGGCUUUGGGUGGUUUCUCCAUUCAUGUCCUAUGGCUCGGCAAGUCAGCUCCUGAAGACGUGCUUCCCGGAAGGGAUGAGCGAGGCCUUGAUACGGAACAUUCUCUUUGGAGCAGUGCGGGGGUUGAGCUACCUGCACCAGAGCGGCUGUAUCCACAGGAGUUUUAAAGCCAGCCAUAUCCUCAUUUCUGGUGAUGGCCUGGUGACCCUCUCUGGCCUGUCCCAUCUGCAUAGUUUGGUUAAGCACGGACAGAGGCAUAGGGCUGUGUUUGAUUUCCCACAGUUCAGCACGUCAGUGCAGCCGUGGCUGAGCCCAGAGCUACUGAGACAGGAUUUACAUGGAUAUGACGUGAAGUCGGAUAUUUACAGUGUUGGGAUCACAGCGUGUGAACUAGCCAGUGGGCAGGUACCUUUCCAGGACAUGCACAGGACUCAGAUGCUGUUACAGAAACUGAAAGGUCCUCCGUAUAGCCCGCUGGACAUCGGUGGGUUUCCGCAGUCGGACUCCAGAAUGAGAAAUUCCCAGUCAGGGGUAGACUCCGGGAUCGGAGAGAGCGUGCUGGUCUCGACCGGAACUCACACAGUCAACAGUGACCGGCUCCACACGCCAGCCACGAAAACGUUCUCUCCAGCCUUCUUUAGCAUGGUGCAGCUGUGCUUACAACAAGACCCUGAGAAAAGGCCAUCAGCAAGCGGUUUGCUGUCCCAUGCAUUCUUCAAGCAGAUGAAAGAAGAGAGCCCGGACUCCAUCCUCUCGCUGCUGCCUCCUGCUUACCACAGGCCGUCCUUGGCACCGCCGCCGCCGCCAGCGUCACCGUGGAGUGAGCCGGACUGCGAGUUUCCCGAUGACACAGACCCAGACUGGGAAUUCUAGGGUCGCCACCUCAUGUCCUCUACACUUGACAGCUGCUCCUUGCUGCUUCUCUCCUGUCUUGCUGGGGACAAUGCCAGAUCUAUACUUGAAAACACCGUUGGUGCACUGGAGACUCGCCCGCUCUGUUCACGCAGCACGCGCAUCACCUCUGCUCAGAUCGGAGCGCCUUCACGGUCCUUCACCACCAGCUGUACCUGGUGUCAUCGUUCCUUCCUCUCUCUAAGCUGUGACGGGAACUUUCUGGAUCUCAGUGUGAUUUUUGAGCCAGCUAGUUUUCUUCUACCUUUUGCUGUCCUCUGGGGAAUGAACCCUUCCUCCAAGGAUGGUGCUUCCAAGAGCAUCCUUUCUUCAGACUCUCUAGCUUUUUUUUUUUUUUUUUAUUUUUGAGAAGGGAAACUAUUUGUGCUGUCCCUGUUACAUAUGGUGACAUCAAACUGAGCCUGGGCCUGGCUCCCAUUAAAUAGUCCACGUGAAACAUGAAGAGAAGACACCGUCUGCAUUUUGAAUGGGGUGGGGACUGAUGUACCACUUUUCUACCUGUGAAAAUUAUAGAUCCCAAAUUCAUGCACCCUGUGGGAGCUCAAUAAAGUUUAUUAAACCGAA
This is a messenger RNA of Arvicola amphibius (Eurasian water vole), 2202 nucleotides long. It is a transcript of the gene Stradb, whose product is annotated as STE20 related adaptor beta. The record is from RefSeq and is a predicted model, not a curated record. NCBI's taxonomy places the organism in Eukaryota, Metazoa, Chordata, Mammalia, Rodentia, Cricetidae. The coding region runs from base 406 to 1599 and encodes 397 amino acids. The transcript has 9 exons. Gene Ontology annotation, biological process: protein phosphorylation. Gene Ontology annotation, molecular function: protein serine/threonine kinase activator activity; protein kinase activity; ATP binding.